AUGAAUUCUCUAUUUCUCGGUCGACCUAUAAACAGUCAAGGGGAAGAGCACACACAGAAGGCCUUCGGUUGGGCAGCAAAAGACAACUCUGGAGUUCUCUCCCCAUUUCACUUCACCAGAAGGACCAAUGGAGAUGAUGAUAUUACCUUGAAGAUAUAUUACUGUGGAAUCUGCCAUGCAGACCUUCAAAUUACAAGAGAUAAAUUUGGAUUGGGUCUUUACCCUGUUGUUCCUGGGCACGAGAUCGUGGGGAUAGUGACUCAAGUCGGAUGCAAUGUAGAGAGAUUCAAGAUAGGAGAUAAAGUAGGUGUGGGGUGCAUGGUUGGUUCUUGCCGUGCUUGUGAAAGCUGCCAGCAGGAACUGGAGAGCUAUUGCCCCAAACUGGAAUCUACAUACACCAUGUUUGAUGACGGGACAGGAAAGAAACACUAUGGUGGAUAUUCCGAUAUCCUCGUCGUUAAUGAGCAUUUUGCUGUUCGUUUUCCAGAAAACAUGCCGUUAGAUGCCGGAGCACCGUUACUAUGUGCCGGGAUUACUAUAUAUAGUCCUAUGAAAUACUAUGGACUUGAUAAGUCAGGAAUGCAUUUGGGAGUGCUUGGGCUCGGUGGACUUGGUCAUGUUGCAGUGAGGUUUGCUAAAGCUUUCGGCAUGAAGGUGACUGUGAUCAGUACAUCACCAAACAAAAAGAUGGAAGCCAUUGAACGACUUGGGGCUGAUUUAUUUUUAGUCAGCAAAGAAUCAGACCAAUUGAAGGCUGCGGUCAACACAAUGGAUGGCAUUAUUGAUACGGGUUCUGCACCUCACCCUAUUGGACCUUUGAUUGAUCUAUUGAAGCCUCAGGGGAAGCUGGUGGUGGUGGGUGCACCAGAAAAAUCAGUGGAGCUGCCACUCUUUCCAUUACUAAUGGGGAGGAAGCUAGUUGGGGGAAGUGCAAUAGGAGGGAUGAAAGAAACACAAGAAAUGAUAGAUUUUGCUGGGAAGCACAACAUAGUGGCUGAUAUUGAAAUCAUAUCGAUGGACUAUUUGAACACUGCUAUGGACAGACUUGCAAGAGGAGAUGUUAAAUAUCGAUUUGUCAUUGAUAUUGCUAACACCUUAUGUGAACACUGCUAUGGACCCACUACCAAGUCCAAAUCUUAG
Molecule: messenger RNA, 1140 nt
Organism: Telopea speciosissima
Lineage: Eukaryota; Viridiplantae; Streptophyta; Magnoliopsida; Proteales; Proteaceae
Product: 8-hydroxygeraniol dehydrogenase-like
Exons: 5
Coding region: 1-1140 (379 amino acids)
Biological process (GO): lignin biosynthetic process
Molecular function (GO): zinc ion binding; cinnamyl-alcohol dehydrogenase activity
Source: RefSeq, a predicted model, not a curated record